Carica papaya (papaya) is the source of this 1773-nucleotide messenger RNA. RefSeq names its product transcription factor HHO5. NCBI's taxonomy places the organism in Eukaryota, Viridiplantae, Streptophyta, Magnoliopsida, Brassicales, Caricaceae. Gene Ontology annotation, molecular function: DNA binding; DNA-binding transcription factor activity. Gene Ontology annotation, biological process: regulation of DNA-templated transcription. The record is from RefSeq and is a predicted model, not a curated record.
CGAAUGCAAAGCACCGAAUCUCCGCGUCCGUGAAUCUCCCAAUGUGUCCCCUCCUCUAUAAAUAUACAACGCCUUCUUUUCUUAUCGUUCUUAUCUGGGCAAUGUCACGGACAAAGAAGAUAGGUAGAUAGACGUCGAUAGAUAUAUAUAGAUUACAGACACAUAUAUACACACACAGAGAGAGACAGAGACAGAGAGAGAGAGAGAGAAAGGGAUAAUCUUUUCGAGAGAGAGUGAAGGACCAAAAUAUGGACCUGAGCUUGGAUUUGAGUUUGGUUUAUGUCCCUAAAACCAUGUCUGAAUUUAUGAGAGACAUAUCGAAGACGAAGAAUAUUUCUGCUAAAGUCUCAAAAAUCGAUGAUUUCGUUAAGAGAUUGGAGGAUGAGAGAAGAAAAAUCGAUGCUUUUAGGCGCGAACUCCCUCUAUGCAUGCUCCUUUUAACCGAUGUGAUUGCGAGGUUAGAAGAGGAGAAAGUGCAGUAUGCGGAGUUAAAUGAUCGAUCUGCGGUUGAAGAAAUCCUGCCAUUGAAGAGAAUUUCGGAAGAAGAUGGAGCGGCAAAUAGAGAAAGAGAUGGGUGCGAUAAGAAGAACUGGAUGAGCUCUGUUCAGCUCUGGAGCAACAAUGUCAACCCGGAUCCGGAGCAACACUCAAUCUCACGACUGAAAUCGACAAGUGAAGACGAUGGGUCCUUUGCGGAGGAGCACCCAGUUCAACCCAGCAACCACAGUAGCAGAGGAGGCGCAAUUGGGCCAUUUAAGGGAAAAUCUGGAUUUCAAGAGAAAGGGGUUCCUUCUCUUUCUCUCAUGACUCCUAUCUCUGAAUUGAGUUCUUGCACUACAGUUUCUGCGAGUAUUAUGAGUUGCAGAGUUGGUUUUGGUUCAUCUUUGUGCGCCGACCAAAAUCCAGUUGAGUUGCAAAGCAAACCGCAACACCAACAACAACAAAAUUCCAGGAAGCAGAGGCGGUGCUGGUCACCGGAGCUUCAUCGGCGGUUUGUGGAGGCGCUUCAAAAGCUGGGAGGAUCAAAAGUGGCCACUCCUAAGCAAAUUAGAGAACUGAUGCAAGUAGAUGGGCUCACCAAUGAUGAAGUGAAGAGCCAUUUGCAGAAAUACAGGCUUCAUAUCCGAAAAGUUCCAGCUUCUUCGUCUGCUGCAGCGACCAGCCAUUGGUCAGCCGGAAACCAUUCUGGAGACAGCUCAAAACCAAGCAUUUCACCAUCUGGUUCUCCACAAGGUCCUCUCCUUUCACAUGGAGCUGAUAGUAAUGGAGCUGAUAGUAUGGAGACCGAAGAGGAUGAGAAAUCAGAUGGCCGUAGUUGGAGAGGGAGGAUUCACAGGCCAGAAGAGAUCCAUGUAUAUAACUGAUCUCCAUGAUUUUUUCUGAUACAAACAUAGUCAUGGGGGAUUCCAAUUGUAGGCAUACAAACACAAAUACUUGAUAAAAAAGAGGGAUUUUAUAUCAGGAGAUUCGUAUCAAGGCCAGUACUUAGAGAUUAUGAGAUUUUGCAGGUGUCAUGGACAAAUAGUUCUCUGUUAGUGACUUGAGUUUCUUUGCUAUGGUUAGAUAGUUGAUUUUGUGACAAAGUAGGAGGUUGUCCUAAAAUUGUUUUGUUCUAACACCUGAAUAUAAGGUUUCAUUUUUUUGGUUUUUGUUUGUGAAACAAAACUGCGGAUUACACCAGAUUCAUAUGUUGUCUGCGUCUGUAAUUCGAUUGAGGUUUUUGGCUUUUCAGCAUCAAUGAAUGAUAGAUAUUUACAGCUUCAAACGAUUGCU